AUGGCCGUUGUCAGUAGUACGCCUCUAUCUUCCAAAUCACAACAAGACCUGGACAUGGCCCUGCCGAUGGUGCCUCCUCUCCUGCAUACUCGUUCCGGCAACGAGAUCUAUGACCGUCCUCACACUCCUACCACCCCCGGCGCCAAUUAUGGCUUCACCAGCCCCGUUCAGACUCCUCAAGGUAGCCCGAGCAAGAAACAACUACCACCUGGUUCCAAUAAUUUACCCAGUGUAUUCGACAAUGCUAUGAAACUUGCUCCGACCUCGCCUGUGAAGAACCAGCCAAAAUCUCCUUCCAAGUACGAUGACACUGUCAUCAAGGAACCUUUCGCAGAUCCCGAGCAACAUUAUGGUGGUCGGUCUGAGAGCCCAACUCGCCAGUCCAACAAGGAAAAUGCCCCUGCUAGUGGUUCGAAAUAUGGAAAGGAUAUCCAUCAAAACCACGCUGCGCUAUCAAGACAAGAGCAAUAUCAGCCCACAGAAUCCAGGAGGACCAUCACUCGGGGCUUGACUACUGAAGAAAUGCAAAAGCUGCAACUUCCAAAAGUCAAACGGCUCGCAAAUGUCACUCAGCUUUACUUCCUCGACUACUACUUUGACCUUUUGUCCUACGUUCAUAACCGUCAAUCAAGAGAGGCUGCCUUCAAAGCUUCCUUCCCUGCUCCCCCCGAGACUCCACAAGAAGAAUUCGAUGCCGCUCUUCACAAAUACCUCGGUCGAGAACGUGCCAAUCUGCGCAAACGUCGAACUCGUCUCCGACAUGGUGAUUUCCAGAUCUUGACACAGGUCGGUCAGGGUGGCUACGGUCAAGUUUAUCUGGCUCAAAAAAAGGAUACUCGAGAGGUCUGUGCGCUCAAGGUCAUGCGAAAGAAAUUAUUGUUCAAGUUGGAUGAGGUGCGACAUAUCUUGACCGAGAGAGAUAUCUUGACCGCUGCCAAAUCGGAGUGGCUCGUCAAAUUGCUCUACUCUUUCCAGGACGAAGAACAAAUCUAUCUGGCCAUGGAGUACGUGCCCGGGGGUGAUUUCAGAACCCUGCUCAACAAUACGGGGGUUCUUCACAAUCGACACGCACGGUUCUACAUUGCAGAGAUGUUCUCUUGUGUCGACGCUUUGCAUACGCUUGGGUACAUUCAUCGAGAUCUCAAACCGGAGAACUUCCUGAUCGAUGCUACUGGUCAUGUCAAGCUUACCGAUUUUGGUCUGGCUGCUGGUAUGUUGAGCCCGAUCAAGAUUGAGAGCAUGAGAAUCAAACUUGAAGAGGUUGGAAACACACCAGUUCCAUUUGGAAUGACGCCCGUGGAAGAUCGAUCUGCCGACCAGCGACGAGAGGGUUAUCGUUCUCUCCGAAAGAAGGACAUCAAUUAUGCAAAGUCAAUUGUUGGGUCUCCCGAUUACAUGGCUCCUGAGGUUCUCAAAGGCGAACAGUACGAUUUCACUGUCGACUAUUGGUCUUUGGGGUGCAUGUUGUUCGAAGCACUUGCUGGGUAUCCCCCAUUUGCUGGUGCCACUGUGGACGAGACAUGGCAAAAUUUGAAGAGAUGGCAACGGGUUCUUCGGAAACCCAUCUACGACGAUCCUAACUACUUCUUAAGCAAGCGCACCUGGGAUCUGAUCACUCGACUGGUGGCGGCGAAAGAUCAUCGUUUCAAGAAUAUCUCCGAGAUUCACAAGCAUGAAUACUUCGCCGAAGUUGACUUCAAUGCUUUGAGAGAGCAAAAGGCUCCAUUUGUUCCAGAGCUUGACUCCGAGACCGAUGCUGGCUACUUCGAUGAUUUCAGUAACGAGGCUGACAUGGCCAAGUACAAGGAAGUGCACGACAAGCAGAGAGCACUGGAGGAGAUGGCAGAGCGAGAUGAGAAGAUGGGUAAGAGUUUGUUUGUUGGAUUCACAUUCAGGCACCGCAAGCCCGAUGCUGACUCGAGCCCACGGAAGCGAAUUGAGACCGAUGGAACAUUUGGGACUAUCUUCUAG
Rhinocladiella mackenziei CBS 650.93 is the source of this 1971-nucleotide messenger RNA. RefSeq lists its product as uncharacterized. NCBI's taxonomy places the organism in Eukaryota, Fungi, Ascomycota, Eurotiomycetes, Chaetothyriales, Herpotrichiellaceae. Gene Ontology annotation, biological process: peptidyl-serine phosphorylation; intracellular signal transduction. The coding region runs from base 1 to 1971 and encodes 656 amino acids. The record is from RefSeq and is a predicted model, not a curated record. Gene Ontology annotation, cellular component: spindle pole body. Gene Ontology annotation, molecular function: ATP binding; protein serine/threonine kinase activity. The transcript has 3 exons.